AUGGCCGGGAGCUUCUUUAAAACACGCUUUUUCUCCCUAUUCGACUACAAAACGGAAAAAUACAUUGUCGCCAAAAAUAAAAGAGUCGGAGUUUUGUACAGACUUAUUCAGUUAUCUAUCCUCGGUUACAUUAUAGGGUGGGUUUUUGUAAGCAAGAAAGGCUACCAGGAGACAGAUGAGGCCAUCCAGAGCUCUAUUAUAACUAAACUGAAGGGAGUCUCAGUGACUAACACCACUGAGUCUGGUCUGCUGGUGUGGGGACCGGAGGACUACGUCAUCCCGCCACAGGGUGAAGCUGUUCUGUUUGUUGUCACCAAUUUCUUAGAGACGCCAAACCAGAACCUGGGAUACUGUGCAGAGAGUCCCAGAGUGCUGGACGGCCACUGUCAAGAUAAUGAGGACUGUGAAAAGGGGAAGAUGGUUGUGGCUGGUAACGGAAUUAUGAGUGGCAGGUGCUUAAAAAAAGAUGAGAACUCCAGUGGUACCUGUGAAAUCUAUGGUUGGUGUCCCAUUGAAAGAAAAUUCAAACCAAAAGGUCCUCUGCUGACAAAUGCUGAAAACUUCACCAUCUACAUCAAGAACUUCAUCCAGUUUCCCAAAUUCACCUUUUCAAAGUCCAACGUCUUUGAAACAACUGAUGACUCCUACUUGAGUAAAUGCCGAUUUGAUGAGGAGCGUCACCCUUACUGCCCCAUCUUUCGCCUGGGUGACAUCACCAGACGAGCCGGAUACGACUUCAAGGACAUGGCCACAUUUGGUGGCUCCAUUGGCAUUAUGAUACAGUGGGAGUGUGACCUUGACAAAGGCUACGAAUACUGCCAUCCACAGUACCACUUUACUCGUCUGGACGUCAGCGUUGCAAACCACAGCAUCGCAACAGGGUUUAACUUCAGACACACUCGGUAUUUCAAAAAUUCCACUGGUGAGAGCUUUCGAUCCCUAUAUAAAGUCUACGGUGUCCGGUUUAACGUCAUGGUGCACGGAAAGGCGGGGAAGUUCAACAUCAUCCCAACAGCCAUCAAUGUUGGUUCAGGGCUGGCUCUGAUGGGUGCUGGAGCUUUCUUCUGCGACAUGGUCCUUCUCUACCUGAUGAAGAAGGGCGACUCUUAUCGAGAGAGGAAGUUUGAAGGAUCAAAAAGUACAAUAUCAACAUAUAAAGACAACGGUGUGGAAGACAGAGAUGGAGCCACAGAGCAGGAGAAUCUGACAUCUUAGUCUUUUCACCACAUGAGACAAGUUUGUAACACUGUCAGUUAUACUGUUACUGUUUCUGGGCAUAAAGCAGUACCGUAGAACUUAUUCUGUGUUGGAGGGGAACUGUUGCAAAUAAUUUUCUUAUUUUGUCUUUGUGAUAACUAUUUUUUUUUUUUUUUUUACUUUGAAUCGCUUAUUAAGAGAAAUCAUGAACACAGGAUCCAUUAACUAUGAUUUAAGAUGACUAAGACGUUUUUAAUUACAUUGACUGAAACUGGUGUUCUAGCUUACAGACCACUUUUACUGAAGCUUAAGUUGUGUAAUUUUUAAAAGUUUUUUAAGCUCUUUUAAAAUUAAAUAACAUUUGCGUUAUAUAGUGUACUUUAGAUAUUUUAUGUGGGUAAAUAUGAUGACAUUUAGCAAGACGUGCAUUCAGAUUUAAUCUUUUAGCAGUUUUAACUAAAAUUCUAAUUGAAAUAUUAUGAAGGAAAUAGGACUUUUUUAUGGUCAUUACUGUGUAAAGGGUGAACUCUGAUGCUAAAUGGAUAAUAGGACAUUUUUGUAGGUCACAUUUGGUGCCUCACCAUGAAGAUGGUGACUUAGAUGCACUGAUUAUUGUUACCAGGUUUAUAUAUACUGUGUAACUACUUUAAACAUCAAUGUUUAGACCAAAUGUCUCCACAGAGGCCUCACACAGUGGCUUAAUGUUUAUGCCACAUAUCACUAAUGGUGAGGAAAGUCGUUUAUGUUUGUAGAAAUUCUCAUUAAACUAUCAGAGGCCACAGGAUAACACGUGCGAGGUAUUUUUAGUCACAUUAGCAGAGUGACUCUAGGGACUACCUUCAUUUUAUUUAAUCCUGUUUUUUAGUAAUAACAUUGUUCACUGCUUGAUUUGCAGUAAUUUCUAUGAAUGAAACAUACCUCAUAAGUGAAUCAGGCAUUAAGCACCACUUUUCACUGCCACUGUUUCGUGUCGUGCGUCAGUUUACCAACUAAACUUUAAUUUAUUAAUUCAUACAGAGCUCUGCUUGUACCAUAAAUAAAUGCACAAAUAAAGACUUCAUAAAACACAUGAUGUGGUUUAUUGCUUAUUAUAAUUAUAAGAGCUUUGUUGGGCAGUAGAAAACAUUUGCGACACCUUCCACGUGUUUA
Molecule: messenger RNA, 2346 nt
Organism: Centropristis striata (black sea bass)
Lineage: Eukaryota; Metazoa; Chordata; Actinopteri; Perciformes; Serranidae
Product: P2X purinoceptor 5-like
Exons: 12
Coding region: 1-1215 (404 amino acids)
Biological process (GO): monoatomic cation transmembrane transport; response to ATP
Cellular component (GO): plasma membrane; nuclear inner membrane
Molecular function (GO): purinergic nucleotide receptor activity; extracellularly ATP-gated monoatomic cation channel activity
Source: RefSeq, a predicted model, not a curated record